AUGUUGAGAGCAUCUUUUUCACAGUGCGGCAAGCGCCUGGCUACUGCUGGGUCCCGCACCAGCUUCUCCUCCCUUGCUAGAAGCACCAGACCUGCUGUCGCUCUGACCCAGACAAGGAGAGACCUUGCUGUUAGCCAGUUCCGCAGCUAUGCUGUCGCUGCUGAGGACACCAACAAGGGCGUCGACCCCAACGACUCGUUCCUCCAGGGAAACACUGCCAACUACAUCGACGAGAUGUACAUGGAGUGGAAGCGUGACCCCAAGUCCGUCCACGUCUCAUGGCAGGUUUACUUCCGCAACAUGGAGAAGGGCGACAUGCCCAUCUCUAAGGCCUUCCAACCCCCACCUACCAUUGUUCCCGCUCCCGAGGGCGGUGCUCCUGGAUUUUCUCCCACUGCCGCUGCUGGUGUUGGCGACAGCGACCUGACCAACCAUCUCAAGGUACAGCUCUUGGUUCGCGCCUACCAGGCCAGAGGUCACCACAAGGCCAAGAUCGACCCUCUUGGUAUUCGCAACGAGGCCAGCCAGUUCGGCUACAGCAACCCCCGCGAGCUCAACCUCGAGCACUACAACUUCACCGAGGCCGACAUGGAGCAAGAAUUCAGCCUUGGUCCCGGUAUCUUGCCUCGCUUCGCCACCGACGGUCAGAAGAAGAUGAAGCUCAAGGACAUCAUUGCUGCAUGCGAGCGUCUCUACUGCGGUAGCUACGGUAUCGAAUACAUUCACAUUCCUGACCGUGAGCAGUGCGACUGGCUCCGUGCUCGUAUCGAGGUUCCUCAGCCCUACAAAUACUCUGUCGACGAAAAGAGACGCAUUCUGGACCGUCUGAUCUGGAGUUCUAGCUUCGAGAGCUUCCUUGCCACAAAGUACCCUAACGACAAGCGUUUCGGUCUCGAGGGUGGUGAAUCUUUGAUUCCUGGAAUGAAGGCUCUGAUUGACCGCAGUGUUGAUUAUGGUGUCAAGGACAUCGUUAUUGGUAUGCCUCACCGUGGUCGUCUUAACGUCCUUUCCAACGUCGUUCGCAAGCCCAACGAGUCUAUCUUCAGUGAAUUCGCCGGUUCUGCUGAGCCUGCCGAUGAGGGAUCUGGUGACGUGAAGUACCAUCUUGGUAUGAACUUUGAGCGCCCCACUCCUUCUGGCAAGCGUGUGCAGCUGUCUCUGGUCGCCAACCCUUCGCAUUUGGAAGCCGAGGACCCCGUUGUUCUCGGAAAGACCAGAGCCAUUCUCCACUACAAUGGCGACGAGAAGGAGGCCAACUCCGCCAUGGGUGUCUUGCUCCACGGUGAUGCUGCCUUCGCUGGUCAGGGUAUUGUCUACGAAACCAUGGGUUUCUACGCUCUUCCCUCGUACCAGACUGGUGGUACCAUUCACAUUGUCGUCAACAACCAGAUUGGUUUCACCACUGACCCUCGUUUCUCCCGUUCUACCCCCUACUGUUCCGACAUUGCCAAGGCCAUUGACGCCCCUGUCUUCCACGUCAACGGCGAUGAUGUCGAGGCCGUCAACUUUGUUUGCCAGCUCGCUGCCGACUGGCGUGCCGAGUUCAAGAAGGAUGUUGUCAUCGACAUUGUCUGCUACCGCAAGCAGGGUCACAACGAGACUGACCAGCCUUCAUUCACUCAGCCUCUGAUGUACAAGCGCAUUAACGAGCAGAAGCCUACCCUGGACAAGUACAUCAACCAGCUUAUCGAGGACAAGACCUUCACUAAGGAUGAUGUUGAUGAGCACAAGAAGUGGGUUUGGGGCAUGCUCGAGGAGUCCUUCGCCCGCAGCAAGGACUACCAGCCCACCGCCAAGGAGUGGUUGACCAGUGCAUGGAACGGAUUCAAGAGUCCCAAGGAGCUUGCCACUGAGGUUCUGCCUCACCUCCCUACCGCCGUCGAGGCCGACACUCUCAAGCACAUUGGUGAGAAGAUUGGAACUCCUCCGGAUGGCUUCAACGUUCACCGCAACCUGAAGCGUAUUCUCAACAACCGCACCAAGACCGUCAACGAGGGCAAGAACAUCGAUAUGAGCACUGCCGAGGCCCUUGCCUUUGGUACCCUUUGUAUGGAGGGUCACCAUGUUAGAGUUUCGGGUCAGGAUGUUGAGCGUGGUACCUUCUCCCAGAGACACGCCGUUGUCCAUGACCAGGAGAGUGAGACCACCUACACUCCUCUUCAGGACCUUGCCAAGGACCAGGGUAGCUUCGUGAUUUCCAACUCGAGUUUGAGUGAAUACGGUGUCCUCGGCUUCGAGUAUGGUUACUCGCUCUCCUCUCCUUCUGCCCUUGUCAUGUGGGAGGCCCAGUUCGGUGACUUUGCCAACAACGCACAAUGUAUCAUUGACCAGUUCAUCGCCUCUGGUGAGGUCAAGUGGCUCCAGAGAUCUGGUCUCGUCAUGAGCAUGCCUCACGGUUAUGACGGUCAGGGUCCCGAGCACAGUUCCGGCAGAAUGGAGAGAUUCUUGCAACUCUGCAACGAGGAUCCUCGUGUCUUCCCUGCACCCAACAAGCUCGACCGCCAGCACCAGGACUGCAACAUGCAAAUCGCAUACUGCACAACACCUGCCAACCUCUUCCACAUUCUCCGUAGACAGAUGAACAGACAGUUCAGAAAGCCUCUGGUUCUCUUCUUCUCGAAGUCUCUUCUCCGUCACCCUCUGGCCCGCUCAUCCAUCGAGGAGUUCACUGGCGAUUCGCACUUCCAGUGGAUCAUCCCUGACCCUGCUCACACCGAGGGCGAGCACCAGAUCCAGCCCAAGGAGGAGAUUGAGCGCGUCAUCCUCUGUACUGGUCAGGUCUAUGCUGCUCUUCACAAGUACCGCCAGCAGAAUGGCAUCACCAACACUGCCAUUACUCGUAUUGAGCAGCUCAACCCCUUCCCCUGGGCUCAACUCAAGGAGAACCUCGACUCCUACCCCAACGCCAAGAACAUCGUCUGGGCCCAGGAGGAGCCUCUUAACGCAGGUUCAUGGACCUUCACACAGCCUCGUAUCGAGACUCUUUUGAAUGAGACUGAGCACCACAACAGAAGACACGUUCUCUAUGCUGGCAGAAACCCUAGCGCCAGUGUCGCCACUGGUCUCAAGAGCAGCCACGUGAAGGAAGAGCAAGACCUUUUGGAAACCGCUUUCAACGUCAAGCAAGACAAGCUCAAGGGCGAGUAA
Molecule: messenger RNA, 3147 nt
Organism: Aureobasidium melanogenum CBS 110374
Lineage: Eukaryota; Fungi; Ascomycota; Dothideomycetes; Dothideales; Saccotheciaceae
Product: 2-oxoglutarate dehydrogenase E1 component
Exons: 4
Coding region: 1-3147 (1048 amino acids)
Biological process (GO): tricarboxylic acid cycle
Cellular component (GO): oxoglutarate dehydrogenase complex; mitochondrion
Molecular function (GO): thiamine pyrophosphate binding; oxoglutarate dehydrogenase (succinyl-transferring) activity
Source: RefSeq, a predicted model, not a curated record